AUGCAAAGGGGGCAUUUAUACCAGGUUUCUAUACACAAGUAUGUCGCUUUGAGCCAUUCUGCGCUGCUCCUUUUUGGCACAGUUACCAAACGACACAUCUGCACAUGUGAUGGAGAAGCGGUCGUGCAGACUGUGGAUUUAUUGAUUUGUUGGGUGAGCUCUACCAGCAAGUCUGUUGCCGCAACGAUUUGUUACGCUAGACAGCAGCUUUGCUUUUCUAGCUCGCUUGUUUUGGUGGUGGACGGCACCCGUCCUUGUUUCGCAAGAGGAGCUCAGAAACCGGUGUCAUGCUCUCGUUCCACCAUGUAG
This is a messenger RNA of Ustilaginoidea virens, 309 nucleotides long. RefSeq lists its product as uncharacterized. The coding region runs from base 1 to 309 and encodes 102 amino acids. The record is from RefSeq and is a predicted model, not a curated record. NCBI's taxonomy places the organism in Eukaryota, Fungi, Ascomycota, Sordariomycetes, Hypocreales, Clavicipitaceae. The transcript is spliced from 2 exons.